Molecule: messenger RNA, 2971 nt
Organism: Drosophila persimilis
Lineage: Eukaryota; Metazoa; Arthropoda; Insecta; Diptera; Drosophilidae
Gene: ttv
Product: exostosin-1
Exons: 10
Coding region: 674-2971 (765 amino acids)
Cellular component (GO): membrane
Molecular function (GO): glycosyltransferase activity
Source: RefSeq, a predicted model, not a curated record
CCGGCAAUAAUGCAAAAAAAUGCAAUAGAAAUGUCCGCGUGUGUUAAUGUGUGUGUGUAAAUGUCGCGGAUAUGUUGUCGCUGGGAGACCGCGAGAAGUGCCGUCGCCGUCGUCGCGCCCCCGUUCCCCCGUCGUCGUCCCAUGCUCCAGUCACAGUCACAGUCCCAGCCCCUGCCCACUGCUGCUGCCCGCCGGCGUCUACACCCCACCGCUGCCCUGCUGCUGCCCCACGCCGUGGCUUCUGGUCCGCGCCAGGAAAUGAAUAAUCAUAUAAAGAUUAUAAUAAUAUAACCUUUGCAUUGGAAACAACAACAAACAUACACACGCAUGUAGUUCGGGGAGAUGAUCAAGAUCUGUUUGUAGGCAAAAGUGUUAUCAGCAGGGGGCGGCAGGCAGCCAGCCAGGCAACAAAAAACACUAAGCAAAAGAGCAGCAAAAAAGAGAAAUAGUAGUAGAAACGGUAAAAAUGCGUGUGGCCUAAGAGAGACUUGUUAUUGUUGUUGUUGCCGCACUUGAACCGUAAGACACCUCCACACGCUCUCUCUGUCACUCUCUCUCUCCCACUCACUGGUGCACACGAGAAACAACGGUAGACCAUUCCCCUUCACAAAAAAAUAAUCAAAUCUAAAGCAAAAACGUGACUAGCGGUUAACCAAAUAUAAAAAGGGGGAGAAUGCAGGCCAAAAAGCGUUAUAUUCUCGUGUUCGUCAGCUGCGCCUUCCUGGCCUACGCCUACUUCGGUGGCUAUCGGCUGAAAGUGUCGCCGCUGCGGCCACGUCGCGCCCAGCACGAAUCGGCCAAGGAUGGGGGCGUGCAACCGCCCUACGAGCAGCUGCCCAGCUUCCUGGACCAGGCGGAUCCUCUGGGGCCACUGGGCCAUCUCAACGGAUCUGCUGGGGCACUGGGCGCCCUGGGACACAACGACUCGCGGCGCAGUCGAGGAUCGGAGUGCCGGAUGGAGACCUGCUUCGACUUUACCCGCUGCUACGAACAGUUCCUGGUGUACGUCUACCCGCCGGAGCCGUUGAAUUCGCUGGGCGCUGCCCCGCCCACGUCGGCCAACUACCAGAAGAUACUCACUGCCAUACAGGAGUCGCGCUACCACACCAGCGAUCCCUCGGCCGCCUGCCUCUUUGUGCUCGGCAUGGACACCCUGGACAGGGACUCCCUCUCCGAGGACUAUGUGCGCAAUGUCCCGUCCCGGUUGGCCCGCCUGCCGCACUGGAACAACGGCCGGAAUCACAUCAUCUUCAAUCUGUAUUCGGGCACCUGGCCGGACUAUGCGGAAAAUUCGCUCGGCUUCGAUGCGGGCCACGCCAUUCUGGCCAAGGCCAGCAUGAGCGUCCUCCAGGUGCGACACGGCUUCGAUGUCAGCAUUCCGCUCUUCCACAAGCAGUUCCCCCUGAGGGCCGGCGCCACCGGCUCAGUGCAGUCCAACAAUUUUCCGGCCAACAAGAAGUACCUGUUGGCCUUCAAGGGCAAGCGCUAUGUGCAUGGCAUUGGCUCGGAGACCCGCAACUCGCUGUUCCAUUUGCACAACGGACGAGACAUGGUCCUGGUCACCACCUGUCGCCACGGCAAGAGCUGGCGAGAGCUGCAGGACAAUCGCUGUGACGAGGACAAUCGCGAGUAUGACAGAUACGACUACGAGACUCUGCUGCAAAAUUCCACGUUCUGCCUGGUGCCGCGCGGCCGUCGUUUGGGCUCCUUUCGAUUUCUGGAGGCCCUGCAGGCGGGCUGCAUCCCCGUGCUAUUGUCCAACGCCUGGGUGUUGCCUUUUGAAUCGAAAAUCGAUUGGAAACAGGCCGCCAUUUGGGCCGAUGAGCGGCUCCUGCUGCAGGUACCCGAUAUCGUGCGCUCCAUAUCAGCGGAAAGGAUCUUUGCCCUGCGCCAACAAACCCAAGUCCUGUGGGAACGCUACUUUGGUUCCAUCGAGAAAAUCGUCUUCACAACCUUCGAGAUCAUUCGCGAACGCCUGCCGGACUACCCGGUGCGCAGCAGCCUGGUGUGGAACAGCUCCCCCGGCGCCCUGCUCACGCUGCCCACCUUCGCCGACAGUUCCAGAUUCAUGCCUUUCAUGCUCAAUUCGAUGGGAGCGGAGCCGCGGCACAACUACACGGCCGUCAUUUAUGUGCAAAUUGGAGCCGCCAUGGGUCCCAAUGCGGCGCUCUACAAGCUGGUCAAGACCAUCACCAAGAGCCAGUUUGUGGAUCGUAUCCUUGUACUGUGGGCGGCCGAGCGACCGUUGCCGUUGAAGAAACGUUGGCCCCCCACCUACCACAUACCCCUGCAUGUGGUGGCCCUGGGGGGCAACACUCGUAUCGGGGCUGGGGCCGGGCCGACGGGCCAAACGACUGAGGAACGACCGAGCAUAUCACAACGCUUUGUGCCCUACGAUGAGAUACAGACGGACGCUGUGCUGUCGCUGGACGAGGACGCCAUACUCAAUACGGAUGAACUGGACUUUGCCUACACCGUGUGGCGGGACUUUCCCGAGCGCAUUGUGGGCUAUCCGGCGAGGGCCCACUUCUGGGAUGACUCCAAGAACGCUUGGGGCUACACGUCCAAGUGGACGAACUACUACUCGAUUGUGCUGACGGGGGCGGCCUUCUACCACCGCUACUACAACUACUUGUACACGAACUGGCUGUCGUUGCUGCUACUAAAGACUGUACAGCAGUCCUCCAACUGCGAGGAUAUCCUAAUGAACCUGCUGGUCUCGCAUGUGACCAGAAAACCGCCGAUUAAAGUGACGCAGCGCAAGGGCUACAAGGAUCGGGAGACGGGCCGCUCCCCCUGGAACGAUCCGGAUCAUUUCAUACAGCGCCAGAGCUGUCUGAACACCUUUGCAGCGGUCUUUGGCUAUAUGCCGCUGAUACGUUCCAAUUUGCGUAUGGAUCCCAUGCUGUACCGUGAUCCAGUUUCCAAUUUGCGCAAAAAAUAUCGUCAGAUUGAGUUGGUUGGCAGCUAG